AACGCUCUUGCUGCUGCUGCUGCUGCUGCUGCGACCGCCCCUUUACGCCGUCUCGCUGCGGUGCUGCGCGCUCGCAGUCUGCUGUGGCAGCAGGCAGCGGUCGGUGCCGUCAUGGUGCGCUCGCUGAACUCCAUCGUGGCCGUAUGCCAGAACAUGGGCAUCGGGAAGGACGGCAGCCUGCCCUGGCCGCCGCUGAGGAAUGAAUACAAGUAUUUCCAAAGGAUGACUAGCACAUGCAAUGUGGAAGGUAAACAGAAUGCACUGAUAAUGGGUAAAAAAACCUGGUUCUCCAUUCCUGAGAAGAAUCGUCCUUUGAAAGACAGAAUUAAUAUAGUGCUCAGCAAGGAACUCAAGGAAACCCCUAAAGGAGCACACUAUCUUUCCCGAAGUCUGGAUGAUGCUUUAGCUCUUUUGGAUUCACCAGAGUUAAAAAGCAAAGUAGACAUGGUUUGGAUCGUUGGAGGCACUUCAGUUUACAAGGCAGCAAUGGAGAAGCCAAUUAAUCAUCGAUUAUUUGUGACCAGAAUUUUGCAGGAAUUUGAAAGUGACACAUUUUUCCCAGAAAUCAACCACAAAGACUACAAACUUCUCACAGAGUACCCAGGUGUCCCUGCUGAUAUCCAAGAAGAGAAUGGCAUCCAAUACAAGUUUGAAGUGUAUGAAAAAAAUGUUGUAGCAUGACAAGUUAGGCUUUCUAUACUUCCAUGUAAGGGCUCACAUUUUAAGUCACUAAGUCUUAUGGAGUGCAAAUUUAUAUUAAAUUAUUGAAAGAAAAUCCUGCUUGAUAAUACAAUACUUCAGGAGUGAAUUAUUACAAAAUGCACACCCCACACUCUGAAUACGCACCCUGUCAUAGAAAUAGGAGAGUGGUCAGCAGUGUGAAAGAAACAGCUUUAAGUUUUACCACAACUAACAUUGCACAAGAUCUUGCAUUGGUCUUUAUAAUCCAUGUCAGCAUCCCUAACAAUUCCACAAGUAGUGAAAGGCAUUAGACCCUCAGAGUCUUGCUCUCUAAACAGAGGAUUUGAGUAUCUCCUAAGUCAAUACAAGCAACACUGAGAAGGCAACAAAACUCCUGAGUUGGACUGGGGUGAUUUAUACAUUCAUUUCAAUCUUUAUGACUUUUGGAAAAGGUAAGCAAAUGAAGCAAGUGGAUGGAGUCUGGGAGUCUCAGGUCAUAGUUGAGGCAUACACUGUUCCUUCAUGAAGUCCUCUCUUGUCUUAGCUGUCCUGGGUACACAGCCUACUUCAAGCCUUUUGGCUGUGAUAAAGAAGUCUUAGUGUUUCCAUUAGCUUCACACCCUUGUGAAGGCUCUAUGCUCUUAUAAAGUUGCUAUGUCAGUCUGGCAUGGCCGCUUCGCAGUGUGAGAACUGCUUUCUUAACAGAUUCUGUUCUUAAGUCUCUUCUAAGUGUUAGCAGUGCAGAUGCAGUGUUAAUUUGUUAGUGUGGCAUGCAAAUAUGGAUUAAAAGCAGUUAGUGGGGUCCUAUUCCAUUAAACAAAGCUAGCACAAUGAUAUUUCGCAUUGCUAUUCCGUAAAAGUAGUAGAGCAGUGUACUGCUCCUGUAGUAACACUGUGACUACAAUGUACAAUACCAAAUAUUGACCAAAGUUGUUAAUUGCCAAUGGUGCUGCAACAUGACCAGUAAUAGUGGACUGUAACUGUGCUCUGAUGACAGGGAGUUACUCAGGCAGCAGAGGAGCUUGGACAUAAGGUACCAAUCUGUGCGUCCCUGAGCUGCAGCUCUCACCCUGGGAACGAUUGCCUACAAGGAAGGAGCAGCCUCUCUUGUGGAAGAUUGGAGACCAGAACAGUGAGGAAAAAAAAAAAGUGUUUUGAUUUUUUUUUUUAAUUAGCCAUCCAAACUCUGCUGUCUCUUUCUCCAGAGCAUUUUAUAAGCAUUGCCUUUUGAAGAUUCAAGUAAUAGUUCUCAUCCUUUAGUGCCACACUGAGGCCUGGGGUCUAAUGCCAGGGAGGCACCAGCUGGAUUUACACGGGUUGUAGUUGUACGGAGUACUGUAGCAGUACCUGGUUUUCUAAGGGAAGAUUGAACCCUAAUUUGGUUACUCUUGAAAUGCCAAUCCUCUCAGAUAGAAGAAAAGCAACUAGAAUAUCAAUUAUCAACACCUCUUGAAUUUCCCAUGGCAAUUUACAACAUGUAACUGAUAAAAAUAAAGGUUUCUUUUUGCAGCAA
Molecule: messenger RNA, 2194 nt
Organism: Pogoniulus pusillus (Red-fronted tinkerbird)
Lineage: Eukaryota; Metazoa; Chordata; Aves; Piciformes; Lybiidae
Gene: DHFR
Product: dihydrofolate reductase
Exons: 6
Coding region: 112-681 (189 amino acids)
Biological process (GO): glycine biosynthetic process; dihydrofolate metabolic process; tetrahydrofolate biosynthetic process
Cellular component (GO): mitochondrion
Molecular function (GO): NADP binding; dihydrofolate reductase activity
Source: RefSeq, a predicted model, not a curated record